UUCAUGGCAUCGAAGCAAUUUGAGCAUAAUAGUUUGAAUUUCUCUCUGGGCAAAACAAAACAAAAAAACAAAGCUCCGCAGGUUCCUUCCUCGUUCCCUUGCCCCUCCCUCAGACAAAUUCCCUUUUCCUGAACUCGCUCGGGCGGCUGCCGGCUGAAGCGGCGACAAGGAAAAGCACAUUUUCAACCGAGGAGGGCGCCGCAACAGUCCUACUCGGCUGAUUAUUAAGAGUCACACUUUGACCUGUCCUUGAAACCGAACGCAGCUGCAGGAUGAAUUUAGGAGGAGGAAACCAGUGCGGGCGGUGUCAGAAGACCGUUUACUUCGCAGAGGAGGUACUCUGCGACAGUCGACGCUUCCACAAGUCCUGCUUUGCGUGCUUGGUGUGUGGGAAGGGCUUGGACAGUACAACUGUUGCCGUACAUCUGGAGGAACUCUACUGCAAGGCAUGUUACAACAAGAAGUACGGGCCGAAGGGUUACGGUUAUGGUGUCGGAGCAGGCACCCUUACCAUGGACAAGGGAGAGGGUCAGGGUAUCACCCACCAAGAACCCGCCCCUCAUCGCCCGACCACCAACCCGAACUCGUCCAAGUUGGCUCAGAAAUUCGGAGGGUCUGACAAGUGCCCGCGUUGCGGCAAGGCCGUCUACGCUGCGGAGAAAGUGAUCGGAGCUGGCAGUUCGUGGCACAAGACUGGCUGUUUCCGCUGCGCCACGUGCGGUAAGGGCCUGGAGUCAACCACACUUGCCGACAAGGAGGGAGAAAUCUACUGCAAAGGGUGCUAUGCGAAGAACUUUGGUCCGAAGGGGUACGGAUACGGUGGUGGGGCCGGAGCUCUGCCACUCACUCGCUAGGCGCGACCGACGAAAGAACAACGGCAUCGGAGUGACGUCACUGCCCGCUCGACACAAAUAACUGUGCACUAAACAGCCACAACAUUAGGUACACCUGCACUAACUACUCGAAUGAGACCGUAUGCAUGUGUUUCAGCAUGGUGCCAUCCAUUUUUCCAUCAUAGUAAAUACCCAGUAAAAUGAAUAUGUAUCUUACGGGGAAAAAGAAAAAAAAAAAAAAAAAAAAAGAAUACAAAAAAGAA
Phycodurus eques (leafy seadragon) is the source of this 1096-nucleotide messenger RNA. RefSeq names its product cysteine and glycine-rich protein 1a (gene csrp1a). Gene Ontology annotation, biological process: muscle tissue development; sarcomere organization. The transcript is spliced from 6 exons. Gene Ontology annotation, cellular component: cytoplasm; nucleus; Z disc. Lineage: Eukaryota; Metazoa; Chordata; Actinopteri; Syngnathiformes; Syngnathidae. The coding region runs from base 273 to 854 and encodes 193 amino acids. Gene Ontology annotation, molecular function: structural constituent of muscle; actinin binding. The record is from RefSeq and is a predicted model, not a curated record.